Messenger RNA from Paramacrobiotus metropolitanus, 2152 nucleotides. Its product is annotated as zinc finger CCCH domain-containing protein 13-like. The record is from RefSeq and is a predicted model, not a curated record. The annotation marks the transcript as partial. Gene Ontology annotation, biological process: negative regulation of transcription by RNA polymerase II; chromatin organization. Gene Ontology annotation, molecular function: chromatin binding. The transcript is spliced from 4 exons. Gene Ontology annotation, cellular component: pericentric heterochromatin. Lineage: Eukaryota; Metazoa; Tardigrada; Eutardigrada; Parachela; Macrobiotidae.
CCCAGCGACGCCUCCGACUCCGACUGCGAGGUGUACGAAGUGGAGGCCCUCCUGGACCGGCGGCAGGUGGGCCAGCGCGUCUGCUACCUGGUCAAAUGGAAGGGCUGGGACGCCAAGUUCAACAGCUGGGAGCCGGAGGACUUCCUCAACUGCCCGGACCUCAUGCGCGACUUCCAGGCGCGUCCUCCAGGCCGCGCGGCCUCCUCAGCGGACACCCGUGGCUCCAGCCCCAUCCCCGACGGGCAGUGGGAGGUGGAGGCGGUCCUCAAUAAGCGGACGGUGGGGGCGCGCGGGAAGAGCCGCGCCGGCAAGUACAAUCAGUACUACGUCAAGUGGAAGAACUGGUCGGAGGACUACAACGAGUGGGUCAACGAGGCUGACCUCUUCUGCUUCGAUUUGCUGGAGGAGUACCACCGGAAACACCCCAGUCCGCCGGCCAGCACCGCCAAGAAACCCGCCGCGACGGCGCGCAUGUCCGUGCGGACCCCGCGCCCGGCGAAGCCCUCCCCGACGGACAGCACCGCCCCCGGGGCGCGGGCGGCCGGCGCGUACGCCCUGCGCAACACGGCGCGUCCGGAUUACACCGGCAGGGUGCCGCGCAGCAGCGUGAUGCCGCCGCCGCCGCCCCCGAAAUCGUUGUCGACGGGAAAGGUCACCAAGCGGGAGGCCUCGGGAGUGCCGGCGCGACGGGCGGCGUCGCAGUAUCCCCCGAAGAAGGUCAAGGAGGAGCCGCUGACGCCGGUGGAGAAGGGGAUGCGGGCGUGGCAGGACGCGCGGGUCAGCCGGGAAGAAGAGCGGGCGCGCCGAAAGCGGGAGGAGGAACGCCGGAGGAUCGUCACGCGGGAGUCGCGGUUGUUGACGAUGGCGGAGCGCAAGGAGAUCGAGAAGAAGAUGCGCGCGGAGGAAGGGGAACAGCGCCGGGAACGGGAGAGGGCGGCGGCGGCGGCGGCGGACAACCGCGGUCAAGGUGCGGAUGUGAGGGACGGGUUGACGCGCGUGCUGUACAUCCGCAACAACUACGUCUGGAAGACGGCCUACCACAUCACGCCCGAGGACAAGGCCACCAUCGUCCAGAACCCCUUCAGCGAGGAGGGCGUGUCGGUGCUGGGCGUGCUGCACCAGCCGGAGGAGGUCUUCGUCCUGGUGCGCCAGCGCCCGGUGGAGGACUUGUUUCUGGCGCUGCCGCUGUCCACCAUCCAGGACCACUUCCCCGCCACCUACAUUAUGUUCCGCGACGACAUCCAGGAGCGUAUUCAGCAGCGCCAGGGCCAGCGACAACGCGAACCGGGCACCAAUGCGGACCGCCCACGGGACGCCGACGAAGGCCGGGAGCGACGCGAUGGCGACGGAGGGAAGCGCUCCAAACGCCGCGAUCCCUCGGACUCCUCGGAGGAACGGGAGAGGGACCGCCGACGACCCAAGCGGCGCUCGGAGGAACGCGACGAUGACCGGCAGAAAGUGCAGCGCUGCGAGAAAGAUCACGGACAUGGCGAUGCUCGACGGGAAAAGCACAAAGCCGAGCAUCCUGAAAAAAAAGGUCACGGACGGGAUGGAGAUCGCCGGGAACAACAGAAGGCCGAGCAUCCUGAGAAAGGUCACGGACGUGACGUGGACCGGCAGCGACCGAAACGCCAUGAACGCUCGGAGGAACGCGACAGCGACCGGCGCGAUCAGAAGCGACCUGAGCGCGCUGAGAAAGGUCAUGGGCGGGACGGUGACCGGCAGGGGCCUAAACGCCAGGUUUACCGCGGUCGUCAUUCGCAGGAGAAAAGUCGUCGCUCAUCGAAGGAACGCCGGGACAAAACUGGAAGUGGCGGAGUGGUGGUGCCCAGUAUGGUCCUCACCUUCUCGGACGACGAGCCCGACGGGGCCAGUCCGUAACUUUUUAAUGGAUCACCCUUCACCGAUAUGCCGGCAUUUGCAUGUGGAAUUACGCACUGACACGUUUUUAGCGUGACGGACAUAUGCUUUUUCAUGGCGCUAACAACGACAGCGUUGACAUGUUCAGUUUUUGAAUAAUCCUUGAGAUAAGCUGCAUCAAUUACACGGUAUUAUGCCAUGUUCAGCGUGAUUUUUGAGUUCCGUGCAAACGUAAUUUUUGUCUCUUCCGGAGAGCGUUCGUUUCGUCUAACAUGUUGACGAUGGUAUGGAA